GAGGGGGCCGCGCGUGCGCACCGGCACCAACAUUCAAACGGCUGGCGAGGGGAGGUCGCCGCACCUGUUGCCGCCGCCGCCGCCGCGGGGUCGGGGCAUCGCCAGCGGAGAGCGUCCUUGGCUGAGGCGGCCCAGGCGGAGGAAGCAUGAUCUCCUGGGCCCUGUACCGCGUCGUGGUGUGAGUUGGGCUGCGUUCGGGAGCUGGUGGUGGGUCGACUGGAUGGCCUCUGGGGGCCCCGCGGCGUUUCCGUGAGGCGAAGCUGCGAGCGUUCAGGCCAGGGCGAAGGGGUCACGGGGAGGGGGGUCCUUUCGUCUGAGAGCAGAAGGAGCUGAGGCAGCUAAUGGGACUGGAACUGCGCCUCCUUUUUAGAUAUGUUCAUGCCUACCCACAGGACUAGAAACUUGGCGCUGGUAAAUGGAGGCGCCUCGCCCCGUUGUUCUCUCCAGCUUGGCGGGUGGGGUUCGUCUCCAGAGAGAAAACGACGAGCCCUUUGAGUGGCACCCUGGCUCCCAGACGCCAUGGAGCACCCCCCAAAACACAUUAUAAUAGUACAUUAUUAUUAUUAUUAUUAUUUAUUAUUUCAGUUUAUUGCCUGCCCUUCCUCCUAAGGUCCCAGGGCAGGUAACAACGCUGUAAAAGACAUUAAAACGCAUUGCAAAAAAAAAAUUAAGAUUAAUAAAAAGUAAGAAAAGUUCGUGCACUUCCACUUGUGGAACGCUGCUGUUUUAGAUGCACUCUGAUUCCGUGAUGGAGUGUAACUUGGAUGCAUGUAGGAUGCCUUUAGCGCCAGGCCAAGUGUAUGCGUAACAAGGGUGCCCAUUGAGGAAGUGUGUUCUGGAGGCUUGGCAUGAACAACUCUCAUGGAAUUGAGUCAGGGCUGUAGGCAGUGUGGGAGUCGGGUGCUGUGCCAGGGGCAUGGAUGCCAUUCAGUUGCGGAUCUGUGGAAAGAACAGAGACAAUGGAGCAUUUUCCCAUUUCUUUAGCAAUAGAGAUCCUUUUCCCUUUAAUUUUUAUUUCCUUUAUAAUCCUCUGGUUUGACAGAGUGGUUGGGGGAUCUCUGGGCACCUAAAACUUGAAACUUGCAAUGUUCCUUCAGCUCCACCGAUAAACUUGGUCUUUUCUCAAAGGAGCCAAAGGAGUCCUGAAUGCAAGACACAACAAGCCAUAUUAUGCUCUUUGAGUCCUGAAUGCAAGGCAUGACAAGACAUGCCCUCUCCUCCCUGGUUGCACAACUGGCAAAAUGCUAAGGGCCGUUUUGCACUUGACUCCUGUGGUAGUUGGGUUUUCUUCUGGUGUCUCACAAGCUGCACAUAGUGGUUCUGAAUUGAGUCAGCACCACGAGGCCGAAUUAGAUGACUAUUGGCUGGAUUAGAUGACCCAAUUCCUGUAAGUCUAUGAUCCCCAGCUUUGCAUCCUUAAGAGAGGAGUCAUGCUAGUGUGGAAGGAGCCACAUAAUGCUGGGCUUCUCUGAUGCAGAGAAACUCAGAUGCACCAUAAACAUUACAGCUUAAAUCUUGCAAGUUCUAAAUCCUGGUAGGUAGCUGUGUUGGUCUGACGCAGUAGAAAUAUAAAAUAAUAAUAAUAAUAAUAAUAAUAAUAUUGUCGGCAUGCACAUGAAAGCUCAUACCAAGACCAAACUUAGUUGGUCUCUAAGGUGCUACUGGACAAUUUUUUAAUUUUUUUUUUAAUAAAGUUCUAAAUCUUCACCCUUGUAGUUUCAAGAUAUUGCUUGCUCAUCUUUCUCAGUAAACAAUUGUUCAGCCUCCCUGCCGCUAUUUUUCUUAAAUAUAACCUGCCUCAGUUUUGCUUAACUGCAGUCUAAUGGGCCUCAGUUUCUUUCAGUCUUUGCUAUUGUAUGCUUCUUGAACCUGGUGCCUUCCAGGUGUCUUUUCAUCAGAUUCAGCCAGCGUGGCCCAUAGAGUGGGAGCACAGCAGGGGGAGCCGGUGAGAGCUGUGAUCCAGAACAUUUCAAGGGCUCCAGAUUGGGGAACUGAAUCUUUUCAGGCAUCCCAUCAAUAGUUCUAGAAGCAUCCCGUGGAUUCAGAAUCAUAGAAUUGUAGAGUUGGAAGAGUCAUCUAGCCCAGCCCUUUACAAUUGUUGAUUGGUUGUGUAGAGCUCCUUCCUCACAAAUGCUGUUGCCGUAUACUGAGUUGGACCAUCGGUCCAUCUUGUUCAGAAUUGCCUGGCAGGGGAUUUCAGCAUCUUAGAGAAAGAUCUUUCCCAAACUUCCCUGCAAAUGCUGGAGAAUGAACCUAGUCCCUUCUUUGCACAACCAGGUACUCUUCUACUGAGCUAUGGUAACCCUGAUCAAAUAUUCCCUGUUUCCAUAUAUGUUAUGGUGCCAGCAAGAUGGUGGAAUGUUCUGCACAACAUUCCUGCAGUUUUGAGUCAGGGGCUGGGGAGAUUCUUAGAUUUCAUGGGGGACUGAGCUGGACUUCCUGUCUUGGAGGCUCCUGGAGGGGCUUGAGGUUUAUGUCUCCAACUGCCCUUUUGUUUACACCCAGCAGCCAAGGAAGGCCUGGCUGAGGAGCUUGUUGAGCCGGUCCCACCUCUCAUUGAGCAACCCAAGGCAUGUGUGUAGGAGGGAGAAGGCCCCAGAAAUAAUCCUUGAGAGUGCCUGAGCUGCUCAGUGCAGUCAGCUGCCUGCCUGGUGCUUGGAGGCCUCUUGCACCCUUCUUGCCAUGCCCCAGGGUCAGAAUAGCAUAUUCUCUGGGGCAGCCAUGGAGGCCGCGAAGGCCAAGGUGCAGCACUAUGCGAAGCAGUGGUGCCUGUGGAUUCUAGCUGGAUUGUACCGGUGCUGGCCUGCCUUCUUGACGCCCCCUUUCCGUUACAGGCUGGUGCUUGGGAUGCUCUACCCUGCCUAUGCUUCCUACAAGGCUGUGAAAACGAAAAAUAUCCGGGAAUAUGUAAGUGGUGUGGGGGCGGGGGGGGGGAGAAGAAUGAAGUAACCCUCAGAUUCUGAAUACAGUACAGUGGACUCUCCGGAUACGAAUUAAAUUCAUUCCGGGGGUCCAUACUUAACCUGAAAAGUCCGUAAUUGGAGGCGCCACUUCUGUGCACACAUGUGGCGCGAUAGAGCGCUUCUGCGUAUGCGUGUGGUGCGCAGAAUGCUUCUGCACAUGCGUGCAUGGUGAAACCCGGAAGUAUACACUUCCGUGUUUGCCGCGUUUGCCACCUGAAAGUUACGUAUCCAGAGCGGUACGUAACUCAAGGGUGCACUGUAGUUGAGUCAAGCUGUGGGUUGAUUCCAUCUCAGUACUGUGAGUGGCUUCCAGAGUGGGCAGAUUCUUCUGUAGCCACAGUGCCCAGGGCUACUGUAGAAAUAAAACAAAUGUAUUUCCCACAGUGCCUAGCUAAAGCAGCCAGGUGCUCUGCUUUCCAGAGCCAGGGGCAUUCGUGCUCAGCUGUGGCAUUGAGCACCAUGCACUUUUUGUGGGGCUGCCUUGAGGACUACAUUUGGACAUUUGGGGACUACAAGUGACACUGAAUGGCUUCCCUUUGGGUUGUCUUCUCCCACAUGAUGCUGCUCCUCAGGGGUCCUGCUGUCUGUCCCUCUUCUUGCCUGAGGGUGCAGUGGGUGACUGGGGCAGAUCCUUCUAGAACUGGUGGACAUCCAAUGAAGCUGAAUGUUGAAAGAUUCAGGACAGACAAAAGGAAGGACUUCUUAAUGCAAGCACAAAGUUAGACUAUGGAACUCCCUCCCACAGGAAGCAAUGAUGGCCACCAACGUAGAUGUCUUCAAAACUGGAUUAGACAAAUUCAUCGAGAAGUGGGCUAUUAAUGGCUACUAGCCAUGAUGGCUAUGCUCUGCCUCUGCAGUUGGAGGCCACAGUGCUUCUGAAUACCAGUUGCUGGAAACUGCAGGAGGGGAAAGGGCUCUUACACUCGAAUCCUGCUUGGGGGUUUUCCACUGGGACAUCUGGUCAGCCACUGGACUAGAUGGGCCAUUGGCCUGAUCUAGCAGGCUCUUCUUAUAUGCUCCUAUGUUCUUCUCAGCCCGGGGACCAGGAUUGUGGCUCUCCAAAUUAAAGACACUUGUGGCUUGGAGGACACACUUGUCAUGAUGAUUAAUAAAGUUAGAUGGGGGACAGUCAAUAUUGUGACUGGUGUCUCUUUACCUUUGUUGACGUACUGUGUCUCCAUGGUGCAAUUCCACAUCGAGAGCUGAAGAUUUGGGUGCCACCUGAGACCAGUUUCUCCGUAGCAGGGCAGGGUUUCCCCAGGCAUUUGCAUCUCAUUGACUAGGAGGGACCUAACACUUCCUGGUGACUUGGCAGGUCCGCUGGAUGAUGUACUGGAUCGUGUUUGCCCUCUUCAUGGCCACAGAGACCCUCGCAGAUACUUUCAUUUCCUGGUGAGUUGCCGUUCUCCCUCUCCCAACCCCCUUGUUUCAAUGAACUACAUAGAAAUGUCAUCUGUUGAACAGAAAAGAUCCCAAAGCCCACCCGCUCCCUGGUCUCACAACUGUGUUUUCUUCUGAACAGGUUCCCUUUCUACUAUGAGAUCAAAAUGGGAUUUGUCAUAUGGCUGUUGUCUCCAUACACAAGGGGGGCUAGCUGGCUGUACCGCAAAUUUGUACAUCCCACAUUAUCCCACAAAGAAAAGGUGAGAGUAAUCCUGGAACAGACCGUCCGCUUCAGGGAAGGGGGGAGGCAUUCAGGGGUCUGGGACCGGGUGAGCCACUCCUUCAUUUUUCCGUCCAGUUCUGGAUGAGCAAAGGAUUUCUGGAAGCUUCUGUGUGGGAGUUACUACAUGCAUGGAGGUUUUGGUCACCAAAAGUUCCAGCCUUCAAUGUGCUUUGCCUAUUGCUUAUUUAGUUCUGCCAGAGUCAUGUGCAUUUCAUACAAUCUUCCUCUUCCUCUUUCCCUGCAGGAAAUUGAUCAGCUCAUCCUUCAGGCCCAGGAGCGUGGCUACGAAACACUCCUGAGCUUUGGGAAGAAGAGCCUCAAUGUUGCAGCCACAGCUGCUGCCCAAGCUGCCGCAAAAGUAACCACGUUUCCUCUGCAUAUUGGCUAAGAAGGGGAUGGGGUGGCGGGCUAGCCUGGGCAACAAGCAGCAGCCCUGGAGGCUUUGGGGAAGGAAGAGAAGGGCUGCCAUUCCUAGGCGGUGUAAUGUAGUAGCCUUGUCUGUUGCACUAAAGCCCCCUGUGGCCUUGCCAGUUCCCAGCUCAGCAUUGCCAGGCCAUGGAGGGUGGUUGAAGCAUGCUAUGCAAACCUCUCACCCCAGCUGACUGAGAUGUAACCAGCCAGAAACUGGGUAGUUCUCUGGACUCAGUUGCCCUUCCCAGUUGACCAGAUACUGCCUGCAAUAAGCUUUGCCACCUGUGGGAAGGAGCUGGUAGGGUGACCUCAUUUUAAUAAUCCACAUGAAUGUAGAACAAAAUUGGGCUUACUCCCAGCUCUUACUGGGAGUGUGGCCCCGAGGCAGAUGCUUAGGCCUUUGAGCAGGAUUACACUUCCCAGCUUGGGCUGGUUCCUUCUCUGGAUGCCUCUGAAACAGACCUCUGCUUGUGGAGGUGGUGAUGUUUAGAAAUAUCCCUGUAUGGCUGCAGCUGUGGAUUGCCUCGCAUUCUGCACACUCUUUAAGAAGGUCCUACCAAAGGGGAUUUGAGGGAAUUCUGCUUUUGGGAGUCAUUUAUCAGUUGUGUCCCCCUCCCUUGGCACAGGACACCCCUCUUUGUCUCAUUCCUCCUUAUUUAUUAAAUUUAUUUCAUAAAAUGUAUAUACUGCUUAAUUUCAGAAAACCUCAAAGCGGUUUACAAAAAGAAUAAAACAGUAAAAGCAAUUAAAACAUCCAAAAAUUAAAACCAGCAGUAAGCUAGAAACCCAUCAGCAUUCUAAAUAUCUGGGUUAGCUUAUCUCAUGUGACAUCAGUAACAGUGGCAGUUCUCUCUGCUCAGUCCUCUCCUCUGUCAGCUCUGUUUAACCCUAUGUAUUCCUUUCAUCUUCCCCAAACACAAUUGGGGCAAGGAGCAGUGUCCAUAUCAUGUUGGUUUCUUCUCCAUAGUGGAAAAAAAAUUACCUCCAGGAAAGAUUUUUGGAAGCAAAGCUUUUCUUGUCAUUGGGGAAUGAGCUGCCCUUGAAGGUUGUCUUUUGUUUGCAUACAGCUCUCUGCUUCAUUCCUCCCUUUGUCUCCCCUUGUUCAGAGUCAAGGGGCCCUGGCCGGGCAUUUGCGUAGCUUCAGCAUGCAGGACCUGCGUUCCAUCCCAGACACGGCUCCUGUGCAUUACUCUGAUCCCCUGUACCUGGAGGAACAGGAGCUCCGCCGGAGGCCAAUAGGUGAGCAAGCCCAGAAAAUGCUUGGAACUGCUGGCAUCCACAAUGAUCAAGGGGGUGGAGGAGCAACUCCCCUCUAAGGAAAGCUUGCCAUGUUUGUGACUUUUUCGUUUGGAGAAAAGGCGAGCAAGAAGUGACAUGGAAGACAGUCAUAGAAUUAUGCAUGGCAGGGAGGGAGUGGACAGAGAGCUUGCCACUGAUUCGGUCUCAUGAACAACAUAUGGGAAGGGUGUUUGACCAUUGGCUGUGUUGACUGGGGCAGAUGACAAUCCAACAAUAGCUGGCGUACUAGUUUGCUCCUUUCCCUCCCAUAGCUGGCAACUUUUUCCUUUUUUUAAGGGAAAUUCCCUUAUUCCGAAUAGGAUUCCAAGCAAGAAAAGGGAAAAGUUGACAGCUAUGGUCCCUCCCAUCAGCAAUUGCAAGGGGGAAAGAAGACCACCACCCCUGUAACUUCCUGGGCUCCUGUUGAAUCUGUAUUUACAUUUAAAAGUGCAUGUUUGGUGUUAAAACAGGCAUGAGAAAAACUCCAGCCUUCCUUGCCUGCCACUCUUGGUUGUUUCAUAGGACACAGGGCAUCUCCUCAAGAGCUGGGCUCUGACAGCAACGAAGAGGACUGCUGGUCAGACUCUGAGCUCUCUGCUGGCGUAAGGGGCCACAGCAGGAAGGCUUUGCUUUCCAAGCCGCUGGCCAGGACCCAGAGCCUCCGCAUGGUGAAGAAGAAGUCGCCUGUCAAAGAGGUGAGACCCUUGGGUGGUGGGCACAGCCUGGGAAGUGCCUGGCUUGUGCUGGCAAAGGGAGAGGUUGCAACCCCGGCCCCCACCCUUUCCUCCGGAACUUCAGCUCUUGUAUCCGAGGCUGGGGUCUGCAUGCCAGAACACUCACACUUUGUCCUCCUCUGCAGGGCUCUGCUCGGGUCCCGCGAAGUCGCCCCAGGAAGAAGGUGGCCGAUCCGAUCUGUUAGGCUUGUCUGCAGGGAAGCCUUGGUUGCAAAUGCUGGCACUAGGUGCUUGGGACAGCUUGUGACAUCGAUGACUACAGUGCUUCACAGCUUGGUUGUGGAGGGAGAUGGGUUUGAAACAUACCACGUCCUGGCAAUGUGAAGCCUUGUGUACCCUACAGCUACCACCCACACUACAAGCCGGCUCUCAGGGCACCCUCCCCUCCUGGUCUCAAAGUGGUGCCUUGAUUGUGACUGGUGGCCACCUUCCUCUCUGUACUUGCUGCCUCUCAAAUAUCCUGCCCACGUGAUGUGCCUACAGGAAGGGGAGGUAUCUCUCUCUUUCUCUUUCUCUUUCACUACACAUGCCUUUUUUGACACAAGAAUACUGUGCCAUAAGCAGACUUGCCUUUUUAAAUGCCAGGGGUGAAAGAGCUGUUUGUUGGGGGAGUAUUAGACUCCAAGAAUCUGGGUACCAUUUUUCUUGUCCAGACGCUUGGCUGCUUUGAAGAUGGGUGCCCCAGAGUGAGCUUAGUGCACUUCUACAGCACUCGCACUUCGGAUUGGGGUGCAGUGGUGAGAUACCAAAGAAGAAAACAGCCUCUCUCCCCCCACUUUCCUUGUAGCUGCUUACAUCUCAGGUUUCUUCUUCCGCUGAAGUUCCCCCUCUCCACCACCGGUGAAAACACUGGCAUGUCUACUUGAACACUAUCACUAGCUAGGACCUUGACCUAAGUGCAUUUGUAAGUUUUGUAUAUUAAAUAAAUGCAUUUUUAUUAGACCUUA
Molecule: messenger RNA, 7999 nt
Organism: Podarcis lilfordi (Lilford's wall lizard)
Lineage: Eukaryota; Metazoa; Chordata; Lepidosauria; Squamata; Lacertidae
Source: the annotation of a GenBank genome assembly